Molecule: messenger RNA, 576 nt
Organism: Adineta ricciae
Lineage: Eukaryota; Metazoa; Rotifera; Eurotatoria; Adinetida; Adinetidae
Source: the annotation of a GenBank genome assembly
AUGUUUGCGAAUCGUGCGAGAUUCCCUGGUCCUCCUAUUGGUAAUCAAAUACCAAUUGGAUCUCCUGAAUAUCAUUGGAAAACACGUUGGCCGUCUUUAAUUUCGUCAAUUCUCGGAGGUGUUAUCAUUUUCUUCUCAGUAAUAAUAAUCGUCUUAGAAAUUGCUCUGUUAGGAGUGAUUGGCGAUGUCACUGGUGAUGGAGUUUAUUUCACCGGAGUUGGAAUUUGGUGUGGAGUUUUCACUCUUGCUGCUGGAAUUCUUAUUCUCAUAAUAAGAUGGAUGAAAUCUAUUCGUCGUUGGUCAUUCAUUGCCUUUAUUGCGAGUAUCGUCGGAGCAAUGUUCUCAAUUAUUGAAUUGGGUAUCAAUGCGAAACGAGUUGAUUUAGCAAGAAGCGCCGGAUUAUUUGAUUUUAGUGAUUCUCGUGUAAAGAGUCUAGGUGGAUUACCCGCUGCGCAACUUGCGUUUGGAAUUGUUCUUUUUCUUCUUUGUCUCGCUUUCAUUGCUCUUUGGAUUUAUGUGAAAAUUCAAAUCAAACGUCAAAUGUCUCGACGACAAUUUGGUCCUCGUCGAAUUUAA